CUCCACACUGGUAAAUGUUAAGACAGAAACAGAUUAAGGUUCAUUUAAUACCAGUGUACAGGCACUGCUCCAUUCAGUGCCAGGCCUCUAGACCACAUGCACACACACACACACAUGCACACACACACACACACACACACACACACACACACACACACACACACACACACACACACACACACACACACACACACACACACGCUCGGUGGGUUCGAGGGGUUCCCUGCUGCCAACCAGAGGAGGAAAGUUCUGGUGAAUCUUUGAAUGUACCUGCAGACACAUUUUCCCUCGUGUAUGUGCAUCACAGGGACUCCUGAUAAGACGGGAGUCAGAGGGUGAUGCACCUCUCAGACCAGUCGAAGCCCCCACCCACCUUUUCCCUUACGCUGACGAAGAAGAGGGGUUUUCUCUUUCAGUCUUACUCUCACUUCCUCUCCACUGGUUCUGAAGCUAGAUGUAGAGAUAAUGUGGAGGGAACAUAUGUGUGAACGGGGCCGACACGCUGCGCUAACUGCGUGCGUACAUGCAUGCAUUGACUAACAUAUGAUGAUCCUGAAUUUCCACAGUGUGUGAUACUAAAGUAAUGCAGAAGGUCACCAAAGAAGCUCUGUUCACUUUCAUACAAACAGCCAUUUUGCCUUUGCGAUGACAUCAUCUGUGGCGUUUCUCUGUGCGCUUCCUAUUAACCACGCGUUCACCCACCGCGGGCUGCAGGGUGGGCCGGCGCUGCCCGGCCUGUCAUCAUCCACACAGACGGGUGGUUUUACCAGCCGCACCGCGCAACGUCACAGGCGAAGCUGCGUUUACAGCGCGACACCAGCGCCGCGUGGAGAUUCCCAACGUGCGGGUUCCAAGUCAGAAAGUCGAGCACGAAGAAUUAUAACUGGGCCCAAAACCCAUUAAGAUGAACCUUUAAACAGGAGGUCUCAAAAAAAGAGACAAAAAAGAAAGACUUGUGUUGAAUCGUAACACGGAAGACUUUGUUGAUCAAGCAAAACAUUACGAUAAGUGUAAAGCAACAAUAACACACGCACUAAUCAGCACAGCAGAAGACUUUGAUAUCAAUAAUGUAGCAGUCAUUUGUUUAUUAUUCUACAUUGGACACACGUCAGGCGUCAUUUGUAUUUGACCGUAGCACAAAAGCGGCUUCAUUGAUUCAUAUUCGGUAUUGGUGCGACAGUGAUUCAGCCGCUCAUGAUUUCACGGCAUUCCCCAGCGCUCGUGUCGCGUCGCCCUCGGCCCAGCGACACUCAUCUACAUGAGGCCGGGCCUCUUGGGCCGGCGCCCGCUGGACUUCCUCCUACACAACCAGCAUCUCCUCACUUCUUCUUUCGGCCCAACAUCACUAUAGACGAUGCUUCCUGUUGUUGAAAGAGGCGCUUUGUGUUUGUGUAGGUGGCCGUGAUGCGGUGAAGGCAUUCAGGUUGUCAAUACCACACCUACGAACGCUACCUAUGACACGGUAUCGCUGCGGCUCCACUGAUUCAAAGUGAAAAUGGGAAGUGCCGUCUUCCUGCCGUUUCCUGUCGGGUGCACUCAAACGGCUUUACGUUCACACACCAUCUAUAGGCCCCACGCACGCGCCGCCUGACGCCACUCUCGCAUCACGUAGUGGCGACUACCAGCGGAAAGAAAUUUCUACUCACACCAGUUUCUGCAGCUUUCCAGUGGUUUUCCUGCGUCCCGAGGGAUGCGUAUAAAAGGUAGGUCACCCAGCUGUCUGCAUUUACAGUAACUCUUGAAGCACUUUGUGGACCUGCCUGCCGCCGACACUGAGAAUAUGAAGCUGGUUGCUCUUUGCCUCUUUGCAGUCUGCUGCUCGUCUCUGGCCAACACAUCAACUGUACUGAACCAGGUCAGAAAGCUAAGAGAGGUUCAGAAGGAGCUGAACGAUGUGAAAGACACCGUGCUGAAAAGCGAUAAGAUGUUUAAUGCGCCACCACAGGAUAUUGAGGACGGCUGCUGUCUGUCGGCCCUCAAGUGUUUUCGCACCAACCUGGAGAUCGACGCUGCAGAGAAGCCGCAGAGGAAACUGUACCGGAGCCUUCGGAACCCGCUGACGGAGAGCGCGCUGGCGUUCUGCACCUCAGAGAACAACUCGACCUGUCAGUCGUGCGACUCGUUACCAAAGGUGAGCGGCAGGGAAUUUUUCAACAGACUGGAGUCUCUGAUUCAAAUGGGCUUGAGCAACCUGAGCAUGAACUAAGAAGAUGAAGUUAAAACCCAAGGUGGAACAAAGAGAACACACUACACGAAAAAAAGCUCAACAUGACUGAGUCUACAUGUUGUAGUCGUCUAUUUAAUUUAUUUAUUUAGUUUAAGCUGUGAUGAAUGUACUUUUAGGAAGGCUGCUUUGCUGCCACCCAGUGGACUUGGCAGUUUUGUUUUUCACAGAAAGUGAAAGUUAAUUUUGUAGUUCUCAAAGAAUAUGAAAUACUUAACCUCAUGUAUACUAUGUAUGACAUGCCUUAGUACAGGAAUACUUCACUGAAAUGUUUGUAACCUUUUAAACUAUUAAAUACUUAUUUUACACAUAA
Molecule: messenger RNA, 2537 nt
Organism: Betta splendens (Siamese fighting fish)
Lineage: Eukaryota; Metazoa; Chordata; Actinopteri; Anabantiformes; Osphronemidae
Product: interleukin-21-like
Exons: 6
Coding region: 1781-2206 (141 amino acids)
Biological process (GO): immune response
Cellular component (GO): extracellular region
Molecular function (GO): cytokine receptor binding
Source: RefSeq, a predicted model, not a curated record